GAGUUUAUCCGUGGUAGCUAUCGGUUAUCAGGCGAGGUACGGACGCGCGCUCGCGCAAACCAGCAGUUGAUGUUCGCGCGUCGAAAGGAAGACACAUCCGCUAGCCGCCUAGCGCCCUUGUGACUUGUGAUCGAUAUACAUCGCGUGGUGAUAAUAAACUUACAAAAAGCCGGUGAAUUUUAUUAAAAGGGUGCGUGUGUUUUGUUAUUUUUGUCUUCAAUAUUAUGGUGGUAUCCUAUCUUGUAUGGUAGAAUCCUUGCAGGGGCAGCGACGAAUGUCAAGGUAGACAACACAAAAACAAAUAAACAAACAUGAGAUUCUCGGCGAGGUUACAGUUGCUGACAUGCCUGGUGGUGUACGCGUCAAGCGCACACGCAAUCAUGGUGAAGUUCGGCACCAAAGAAGGUCCCAUUGUACCUCCAACGCCGGAGCCUACUCCUGCCCCACAACCGUACAGGAAUCCAGCGCCAGUGUGGGAGGAACGCUCCAACGACACGCCCGACCCUAACGCUCAAUGGCGACCACCAUUCUUUGUGCCUCAUCCGAGAUACACCAACGCUAUCUACAACUCCCCGCCACCACCGCAGCAGUUGAACAACGCGCAACGAUUCAUCAACGCAUACAUUCCUCUCAAACCACUUCAACCCCUGCAGAGAAGUUCAAUUCACCAGCAAAACCCACCAGCUAUCCUUGGAAGUCAGAGCUUGCCAGGCAUUGGUCUCCGAUACUUCUUCCCAGCUUACGCUACCCAGCAGAAACCAGCUAAACAAGAAGAUGCUAAGUUCAAUCAGAUAGAUAGUGUUCAUGAGCCUGGAGCGGUCGGUGUGGACUCUGCCCACGACUUCCAGUGGAAAUAUGAGAAGGACGCUACAAGACGGAACAUUAGGAACUCUUUGGAAAGCACAGUAAAAGCCCCAGUCUACCAAUGGCCAGCCUACGUUCCCCCGCGGCAUCACUAACGUUACUGAGUUCUUAGCAACAUGUCAGCCAUGUCGCUAUACGAACGCCGUAGUAACUGUGAUGUUUAAUUUAGUACUAGAUUAAGGAAAAAGUGCCAGAUGUAUCUACGUUUAUACAAUACUAAAAAGAUUGGAAGCUGUGUGGCAGCCCUACUCGGUCUAGAGGUCUGGAGAUUUUUUUUUUUAAUAUUUAUUAAUGUUAAAUUAUAAUUCUUUCCGGGCAGCGCGGUAUUUUGUUACACUCUGUAUAUAGUUUAACGUUUAUGAAAUAAAAUAAGGGCAGCUGUGGUAUUUAUUACGGUGUUAUUUCCUGGUUUUAUUAACACUACAAUAAAUAAUGAAUCAAUCAAUUAUAAAUCUCAAUGUUAUUUUUUGCUAAGAAUUUAUUUUAUUAUUAUCAUUUGUAGACAAAACAGUUAGCUUAUAAAAUCAAGAAGCUACAUGUGAUUUGGGCGAUAAAAUUUCCGAAAUUUUGAUUGUUUAUUAUGACGAUUACCAUACAGAGAUCGAUAAACGACUGAUGGCUUAAAUUAGCUUGUAUUUGUGAAAAGUAUCAUUAAACCACUGUUUGUUAACUGUUUCUAGCAGAACCAUCAAAUGACUAUCUACUGCACUUAUCAUCCACGAAUCACUUACGUAGAAUAUCAAUUGCGAGACCAUCGUAUACUAUUUUUUAUCAUUCAACCUUCAUUAGUUUAAUUUACGUACCAAAUUGUAGCUUUUCAAAAGUAUUUGAAAGCCAGAUCCUUAAUAUAAGGCACUGAUUUUAUUAGCGUUGUCGAAAAUGGGAUAGUAUAAUGUAUCUAUGCUUUUCGAUAAGAUAAAAGUGAUAUCAAUACCACGUACGAUUUACUAAAGGUCUUAUUCCUAAAGUAAUUGCGUGGUAAAGUCUUAUUUAAAAAGUGGAGGUUUAGUUUUAUUUCUAAAAGAAUAUGUAGGUGAAAGGAAAUCCUCUGAGCAUAAAUAAAAAUAAUUAUUAUUUCAAAAUUAAACCCAUUAAAAUUAUUUAUGUUUAUCAUGGGUCAUUUAAUUGUUUUAGUUUUUUAUGAAAUUUGAAUUUAUUUUUUGUUUUGUUUAAUUUUAUUUUCAUAUAUGCUCCACUUAUAAAUUAGGAAUUUAUACAUACAUACAUAUAUCUUCAUUUUAUUAUUCCAAGUUUGAUAAAGCCAAUAAAAUUCCAAGCCUUAUUUUGCUUAUACCACAAUCUUUUGCAGCGUUCAUUAAUUGCUGUAUAUAAAUUCAUGUUAUCAUCAAAUGAGCACUAUUAUUUUUCACGCGUGGAUCUAGUUUGGUCCGUAAAAUAAACUUUUUAAGGUUUCAUGAUAACAUUUGGUAAACUAUGGUCUUGUGACAUGAAUUCUGAAGUCUUUUGAGCCUUCUGCUAGAGUCAGAAGAGUUAUUGAAUUUAUAUGGAAAAUGAAAGAACAGUAAUUUUGCGAUGUAAUGAACAUUUAAUGUUAUUUAUAUUUUUUUUGGGCCCAAGUAACAUUUUAAAUAAGUAUACAAAGAAUACUAUAAAGCAUUAAUACUUUCAUUUUAAUUUUCGUUGUUUAUUAUAAACACGGCAGCCCUAAUUAUAUUUUUAUACACAGUUCGGGAAUUAAUUAUGCCUAUAAAUAUUCAUUUCGUAAAUUAAUUUUAUACAUAUAACUACUAGGCUUAUAACACGAGAUGAUUUAAAAAAAAUCUACUACUAAAGUACACUAAAGAGGAAACUCACUUUUAUCUUACUAUGUCUAUGAAAUAACUAAUAUUUUCCCCACUUAUUUAUUACUUUUUAUAUAAAAUAAUACAUUAAAAACUAAUUUCAAAUUUUAAACACUUGCCCUUCAUACAUCGGUACAUCACCGCCAUAAGUAUAUACGAAAAAAACACCAGUUCCUUUUUAAAUAAAUUUAAAUUGUAUUGUUAUCUGCCAAGGUCAUAACUAUUUGUAUUUAAGUUAAAUGAUAUACAUCUAAGAAUUAUAUUGCCAUUACGUAAAAUUGUAUUCUUCCGCGCUGACAUAUUUUUCUCGGUCGCUAUUAUGUUGGAGUAUAAAGAGUAUGAAAUAAUAUUGUCGUCUAACGACCAAAAGCGUCGAAAAUAAAUACAAAAUUAGUUUUUAAAAAUACCAGCGUGACUAUUAACUCCAGAGAGUGUGACGGAAGUUCAUUGUUCAUUUUCGUGAAUCGCUAUUUAGGUACUGUCUAUUGCUAAGAUACGUAAUUGUUCACUUCUUCCCUCUCGAACUUUCAUAAGUCCAUUAAGUAAGUUCAACUCCAAUUUAAAAAAUCAUCCGAUAAAAAUCUUUCAAAGAGCAUUACCUAUUGUUAUACAAUUUUAAACCUAUUUUACGUAAAAUGAAAGUCUACUUUCGUUUCGUUUUGUUAUUUCCUUUUAACGAAUUAAGUUAUAAUAAUAUACUGUAUUGUUUUUGAAUAUGUAUCACUUAGCUGUAAUUAUGCUUGUAAAUAUGUAAAAUAAAGAGAUAUGUAAACAUUU
This is a messenger RNA of Spodoptera frugiperda (fall armyworm), 3443 nucleotides long. RefSeq lists its product as uncharacterized. Lineage: Eukaryota; Metazoa; Arthropoda; Insecta; Lepidoptera; Noctuidae. The transcript is spliced from 5 exons. Bases 312 to 959 code for a protein of 215 amino acids. The record is from RefSeq and is a predicted model, not a curated record.